Molecule: messenger RNA, 2957 nt
Organism: Monomorium pharaonis (pharaoh ant)
Lineage: Eukaryota; Metazoa; Arthropoda; Insecta; Hymenoptera; Formicidae
Product: UBX domain-containing protein 7
Exons: 8
Coding region: 330-1631 (433 amino acids)
Biological process (GO): proteasome-mediated ubiquitin-dependent protein catabolic process
Cellular component (GO): nucleus
Molecular function (GO): ubiquitin binding
Source: RefSeq, a predicted model, not a curated record
CACAGCUAUAAUUAGAAACAUAAUUUCAAAUUUCAAUAUUUUAACGCGGUGAGGAAAUAAUACAGCAAAAACCAAAAAUUUUGUGAAUUAUAUCAGGUAGUGCGAGGUAUAAAAAACGUAUAAUAUACUGCAGAUAAUAAUGCAGCAUGCAGUGAUGCUUGAGAUGUCAUUCGGUGCGUGGUGAGCGGGAGGGAGAACGAGAACGAAAGAGAGAGAGAGAGAGUGAGAGACAGAGACGGAGGAGAGAUUUAGAAGAUAUUUUUCUUCUGUGAUCUGAUAUUUUCUCGCCGUGGAGCGAGAAAAAUUCUCCUGAGCUUGAGCCAGCCGCGAUGGAUCGCGAACUGAUCGAGAAGUUUAUCGAAGUGACGGGCGAAAGCGAGGCGACGGCUCAGCAGUACCUGGCGUUGGCCGAUGGAAAUGUGGAGAUGGCAAUCAGCCUGAUGUUCGAGGGUGGCAGACCGCCGGAAUCCGAGAAUGCUAAUCCCGAGCCACCCGUAAGGGCUCCUAUACUACCUACGCGCGAGAUUCUGGUGCCCUCGGAGCCAGUGUGUUCAUUACCACAGUUGUCGAAUAAUGUAUUUGAUAGAUUCAGAGAUUUUGCGGUAGAAACCCAGCGACAAGAGGAAGAGAUGACUCGCCGAGUGAGUGGUGCAAAACACAUGUCUCAAAAAAAAUCAAAACGUCUGGAAGAUUUAUUUCGACCGCCGUGCGAUAUUCUCUUCUUGGGUUCCUUCAUGGAGGCGCGGGACCAUGCAAAGACCUUAAACCGUUGGCUGCUUGUCAAUGUUCAGAAUCCCCAAGAAUUUAGCUGUCAGGUUCUCAACCGGGACGUAUGGCCCAACGAGAAUAUCCAGGAAAUUGUGAAGGAUCACUUUAUUUUGUGGCAAGUCUUGUCUAACACUACAGAUGGAAAACGUUAUAUAGACUUUUACAAUGUGGUGACAUAUCCUUAUCUGGCGAUUGUAGAUCCUAGAACAGGAGAAUGUAUGAAAACUUAUAACAACAUUACUGUGGACAACCUGAUGUCUGAUUUAAAUGAUGUGUUAAGCACACAUCCAUCUCCAGAAAGUGCUACGCAAGUUACAUCUGACUCUAGGGAUUGGAAUAACUUUCCCACGACGCCUCCAAAACGAAGUACUUUAGCUGAUCAAAUGAAGAAUGAAUGUGGACCUAGUAGUAAAACUUCUAGACUUUUAUCAGAAAAAAUCACAGAUUCUGGAAACGAGACUGUUACGUCUGAUAACAUUACAAGUUCAAGUGUUCCAAGUUCAAAUAUGCCAAGUAGUAGCAACUCUGCUUUUAAUAAAAAGAGAAAAUUAAAUGAAUGCGCGAUUAAGCAACAAAAGGAUGAGAAGUUGAAAUCAAAUGCAACUAAACCUGAAACAGGAGACGAACCUUUUCUACGGCUCUGCCUACGACUGCCUAAUGGUGCAAAGGAAACGAUAUCAAUGUGUGCGACUGACACCAUAGAAGACUUUUUGAUUAAAAUGGAAGAAAUGGGUUUUUCAUCAACGGAGCAUACUUUUUUGGUGCCAUUCCCGAAAACAAACGUCGGUGCACUGUCUGCGAAUACUCGUCUGUUAGACACAAUCUUGUUUCCGACGAACACAGUAUUCAUAACGAAGAUAUAGUAACAUCUCAUGAAUAAAUCAUAAUUGCUUCCAUUACAAUUACACAUUUUUCGAUUUAAGACUUUAAGUGUAACAUGACAUUUGUUUAAAAUUUUGUCACUGUUAUUUCUAUAUUAUGAGAGUUUGUAACGAUUGUUAAAGUUUUAGAAUUGGAUUUGUUCUUUAAAAGUAAUGAUCCAAUUAAUCGUGUCUCUUAUGUUCAGUUAAGCAUGCUUAAGUUAAAACACAAGGUUUUUUUUGCAUAAGACAAAUAAUAAAGACACUGCCAUUCAGUGUUCACGUCAAAAAUGCAUUCAGUAAUCUUUUCAUCUUAAACUAGGAUUUAAGCUUAUCGCGACUUAUGAGAAAAAGCAAUUAUAUCAACAUUGUAUGUAAAUACUGCCGUAGUAUCAUCACAUAAUCUUUUAGUUUUAUUAUUACUAUUUCUGAAAAUCUCACAAGUGCCGUCCAAUGCGUACAGCCGUUACGAUACAUUUUCUUCGGAAUAUUUCAAAGAAUUUCAAAGUGGCACAUACAGCAAAAAUUGCUCUUGGCAGUGAUUUUACAGCAUUAUUAUUAUGUGAUACAGAAACAGCGUUUUGAAACAUUCUAUAUAAAAUUUUUGUCAAUGUGAUUCAACAAGACAAGUAAGAUUUUAUAUUACAAUUUAUAAUAAUUAAAUAAAAAAUAAGAUAGUGAAGUCUACUAUUCAUUAUCUUAUUUUUUCACAUUAUCACAUCAUAUACAUUACUGAUAGUACAAGAUAUAUCAAUGUACGAUCCUUUUACCAAGAUAAUCGGUUCAAAUUCAAACUGCCGGUAUAUAAUUAAGAUAGAUAUAGCUCAAAAUAGUUGACAAAUAUAAUUAUUGUCAAUAGAAUAAACAGAUAAUAUGCAUCGACUAUAGUUAUAUUUCAUGUAUGUUAAACAUUUCAUGUAUUUUUACUUACUUUGUUUCUCAAUGUAUAGCAUAAUUCUGUAAUAUACGGUAGAAAAGAUUUCUCCUAUUAAACGUGUACUUAUAUUAAAUAUAUCGUUUAAUUAGACCGUAAUAUUUCGUAUAGCCUGCAUCAUUUUUUAAAUAUAAAAUUCCUAUUUUUUGAAAAGUAAAUUAAUAGUUUGUCAGUAAUUAAAAUAUUACGUUAAUUUUUAAUAUAGCGCAUAUUCUCUUUGAUAGAUUAUCCUAGAUAUAUUGUAAUGAUGGAAAUAUAUUGAUUCAAAUACAUAUAUAAUGAAACAUGCAUUAUACAUAUACACAUAGGUUACUAAACAUAUUCUGCUGUAAAGGGUGAUGGAAGGAUUCAUUAAAAUACGAAAAAUUAUAGAAUAAAAAUAAUAUAAUAUAUAA